CCUCGUUUCUCCUCCAGCACCCACAGCAAAUGGUUCACAUCUAUCCGUUGGCGCUCUUGGGAAUGAGAAGACUAUUCUUUUCUCACUAAAUCACGGAUUGAAGGCAGGGUGUCCAGGAGAAGAACAUCGUUCGCCAGGACGUUAUUGUAAUUGGAGCUGCAGUUUGAGCGGCUGACUCGCGAGCUGGAGGCGGAGAGGCAGAUCGUGGCCACACAACUGGAGAGAUGCAAACUGGGAACUGAGACCGCAGGCAUGAGCAACAUCAGUUCAUCAGAUGAGCAGUAUCGCUGGAACACAGAAGAUGGGCAGGAAGACAUCGAGGAAGAGCUGAGCACGGGCCUGGAGCUGGUCGACUCGUGCAUCAGGUCUCUCCAGGAGUCGGGGAUUCUCGACCACCAGGAAUAUACCAGCGGCGAAAGCGCAGGACCGAGCCUCCUCUCCCAGAGCUCGCUCCAGCUCAACGCCACUCCGGACGCCGCCGCGCUCCACUUCUCUGCAGGCUACCAUAGUAACCAGACCCUCGCCCUGAGCAGCGACACCUCGGCGGCAGCGACUGCCUCAGCAUCAGGACCGACUCCAGAUCAGCAGCAGCAGCAGCAUCAGCCGCCACAGAGGCAGCCACCAGUCCCGCCGAUUCGCAGCGUGCAGGUUGGAGGAGCCGUUCACAGCUACAACCAGGUCACGUCCAACCGCGCCGCCCAGCUCGCCGCCGCCGCCGGCGACUCGUCCCAGGCCCGCGAGUCGGCGUCCCCGAGCCAUGGCAGCGCGUUCCACCUGCCCGAGUCCCAGCAGCCGUCGGUGGGCCUGUACUACUCCAGCAGCACCCUGCCGGCCGGGCGCGUGAGCUCGCCGCUCUCCAUGCAGGCCGUGGGCUCGUCGUCCGCCUCGCCCACCAAGCUCCAGCUGCAGCAGCAGCGCCUGGGCGCCGCCUCGUCGGACGCGCCCAGCUACGCCACCAUCCAGCGGGCGCCGCCCUCCUCGUCCUCCUCGUCCUCCUCGCCCAAGCAGUCGCCGGCGCGCCUGGCCAAGUCCUACAGCUCCAGCUCGCCCAUCAACGCCGGGCACCACCACGCGUCCGCCUCCUCCUCGCCGCUGCGCGUGGCCUCGCCGCCCAACAGCGUGGGAGGAGCGGGCGGAGGAGGAGGAGGAGGAGGAGGAGGAGGAGGGGGGUCCUCGUCCUCGCCCAUCCACCAGCUGAGCGCGGGCGUGGGCAGCUACGCCACCCUCUCGCCCACCAAGCGCUCGCUGCACUCCUCGGACCAGUACAAGAUCUCGCACGAGCUCUACGCCACCGCCACCCUCCAGAGGCCCGGCAGUCUCGCUGGCUCUAGGGGCUCCUACAGCAGUCAGCACAGCCACCUGGGGCCUGACCUUCGACCUCUGCAGUCUCCAGAGCACCACAUCGAGCCCAUCUACGAGGACCGUGUCUACCAGAAGGGCCCGAUGAGGAGCCUCAGUCAGAGCCAGGGGGAGCCACUCCCCCCUGGACACACGGGAACCUAUCGCACCAACACCGCCCCGUCCUCCCCCGGUGUUGACUCCGCCCCCUUGCAGCGCACGGCCAGCCAGAGCGCCACGGGCACGUACCCGCGCAGCGCCAACUACGCCGCCGGCUCCGCCGCCGCCACCUACGGCGACCCCUACCGCACCCUGCAGUACUGCUCGUCCGUGGAGUCGCCCUACAGCAAGUCGGGCCCCGCCCUGCCGCCCGAGGGCUCCCUCGCCCGCUCGCCCUCCAUCGACAGCAUCCAGAAGGACCCCAGGGAGUUUGGCUGGCGAGACCCAGAGCUGCCUGAGGUCAUUCAGAUGCUCCAGCACCAAUUCCCGUCGGUCCAGUCCAACGCUGCAGCCUACCUGCAGCACCUGUGCUUUGGAGACAACAAGAUCAAAGCAGAGAUCCGACGGCUGGGCGGUAUCCAGCUGCUGGUGGACCUACUGGACCACCGAAUGGCCGAGGUCCACCGAAGCGCCUGCGGGGCCCUGAGGAACCUGGUGUACGGCAAGGCCAACGACGACAACAAGAUCGCCUUCAAGAACUGCGGAGGCAUCCCCGCCCUGGUGCGACUGCUGCGCAAGACCUCCGACGUGGAGGUCAAAGAGCUGGUCACAGGCGUGCUGUGGAACCUGUCCUCGUGUGACGCUCUGAAGAUGCCCAUCAUCCAGGACGCGCUGGCGGUCCUGACCAACUCGGUCAUCAUCCCCCACUCAGCCUGGGACGCCUCCCCACACCAGGAGGACCGCAAGCUGCAGCUGCACACCUCACAGGUGCUGCGCAACGCCACCGGCUGCCUGAGGAACGUGAGUUCAGCGGGGGAGGAGGCUCGUCGGCGGAUGCGUGAGUGUGAGGGCCUGACGGACGCGCUGCUCUUCGUCAUCCAGACCUCUCUGGGCAGCACCGAGAUCGACAGCAAGACCAUAGAGAAUUGUGUGUGCAUCUUGAGGAACCUCUCGUAUCGGCUGGCUGCGGAGACCUCUCAGGGACAGCAGAUCGGCACGGACGAGCUGGACGGCCUGCUCUGCGGCGACGCCAACGGCAAGGACGGCGAGAGCUCGGGCUGCUGGGGCAAGAAGAAGAAGAAAAAGAAGCCCCAGGAUCAGUGGGAUGGAGUGGGUCCCAUGCCGGAUGCGGCGGACCCCCCUAAAGGGAUCCAGAUGCUGUGGCACCCCUCCAUAGUGAAGCCCUACCUCACGCUGCUGUCCGAGUGCUCCAACCCAGACACGCUGGAGGGGGCGGCCGGAGCGCUGCAGAACCUGGCGGCGGGCAGCUGGAAGUGGUCCGUGUACAUCCGUGCGGCGGUGAGGAAGGAGAAGGGUCUUCCCAUCCUGGUGGAGCUGCUGCGCAUCGACAACGACCGGGUGGUGUGCGCCGUGGCUACAGCUUUAAGAAACAUGGCCUUAGAUGUGAGAAAUAAAGAAUUAAUUGGCAAGUAUGCCAUGCGGGACCUGGUCCAUCGCUUGCCAGGCAGCACCAGCAACAGCUCCAGCAGUGGUGGUGGGGGCAGUGGGGGCACAGGUGGCAGCAGCGGCGGAGGGGGCACUGCCAACAGCGGCGGGAGUAAAACCAUGUCGGACGACACGGUGACCGCCAUCUGCUGCGCCCUGCACGAAGUCAUCACCAAGAACAUGGAGAACGCCAAGGCGCUGCGCGACGCAGGCGGCAUCGAGAAGCUCAUCGGCAUCGCCCGCAGCAAAGGAGACAAGCACUCUCCUAAGGUGGUGAAGGCUGCAUCACAGGUUCUCAGUAGCAUGUGGCAGUACAGGGAUCUGCGGAGUCUCUACAAAAAGGAUGGCUACUCACAGUAUCAUUUUGUGGGCUCGGCCUCCACCAUCGAGCGGGACAGGCAGCGGCCGUACUCCUCCUCACGCACCCCCUCCGUCUCGCCCGUGCGGACGUCUCCCAACAAUCGAUCGGCCAGUGCCCCCGCCUCGCCCCGGGAGAUGGUGAGCCUCAAGGAGCGCAAGACCGACUACGAGUCCACUGGCACCAACGCCAGUUACCAUGGAAACAAAGGCGAGCACACAUCCAGGAAAGACGCCAUGGCGGUGCAAAUCUCCUGUGGAACUUCCACGCUGUACCAGAACGCCUACACAGCUUCUAAUGAAGAGAUCAAACACAACCAGGUUACCGCUGCGCAACCUGCCCCUCAGGAGAGCGUUGUCCGCAAGGACUACGAGACGCUCCCGCCCUUCCAAAACUCCACGCGGAGCUUCGAGGAGGCGUUCCUGGAGGACCAGGUGCACCGCGCCGCACCUGCCGCGGAUCUCAGUAUGCACCUGGGCCUCAAGUCGACCGGGAACUAUGUGGACUUCUACUCCGCCGCCCGGCCCUAUAGCGAACUCAACUACGAGACGAGUCACUACCCGGCCUCGCCAGACUCCUGGGUCUAGGGUCUUGGGAGGUUGUGCGUGGGUUUUGUGUGUAUGUGUAUGUAGUGUGUUUGUGUGGCCAGGGUCGGGGGAAUGGUUGUUGAGGGUUCGUGGG
Messenger RNA from Sardina pilchardus (European sardine), 3982 nucleotides. It is a transcript of the gene ctnnd2a, whose product is annotated as catenin (cadherin-associated protein), delta 2a. Gene Ontology annotation, molecular function: cadherin binding. The transcript has 21 exons. Gene Ontology annotation, cellular component: postsynaptic density; nucleus; plasma membrane. The record is from RefSeq and is a predicted model, not a curated record. Lineage: Eukaryota; Metazoa; Chordata; Actinopteri; Clupeiformes; Clupeidae. Gene Ontology annotation, biological process: cell-cell junction assembly; cell-cell adhesion; dendritic spine morphogenesis. The coding region runs from base 253 to 3888 and encodes 1211 amino acids.